This is a messenger RNA of Plasmodium vivax (malaria parasite P. vivax), 4131 nucleotides long. RefSeq lists its product as hypothetical. The record is from RefSeq and is a predicted model, not a curated record. The coding region runs from base 1 to 4131 and encodes 1376 amino acids. The transcript has a single exon. Lineage: Eukaryota; Apicomplexa; Aconoidasida; Haemosporida; Plasmodiidae.
AUGUAUGCAAAAAGGUGUAGCGGCUUUUUGGACGCCGUGGAGACGCUCCUGCGUAAGGCCGCAUCCCGCAGCAGCUUCAGCUCCAUUGUUGUGAAGAGGCUUCGGGGAAAGCCACUGAACAUUGACGCUGUGAGGAGGAGCAACAGAAGGGGGGACAAAUACGGAGAGGAGACACGAAGUAGUAAAUAUCAUCUCCACGAAAAAGAGCAACAACUUCCUGGGCAGGACCCAGUAGAGGAAAGAAACAAAAGGAAAAGAAUAACCAAGCUGUGUAAAUUGCUAAGCGAUAAUUUGAAAAAUGGGAAAUAUGAAACGUACGAGAAGAACCUAAGUUAUGGAUUAUCUGUGGCUGAAAAUCCAAUCGAAUUGUCGCAGCUGAUUAACUCAAUCAGUAAAGGGGGGUACUACAGUAAGGGGGUGAAGGAAAUUUACACAAAACUGGUGGACAAAGCUUCGGCCAUCUUCCAGAAUGUCCCCGUGAUGAGCAUAAGCUUAAUUUUGAAUAGCAUGCUAAAGUUGGACGUAUACAAUGAGAACUUUUUGUUUUUAUUUUUCAAAAAUGUGGACCAAAUUUUGGAUGAAAGUAAUGCGGUUGAUUUGACCAUCCUUUUUCAUUUUUACGUCAACGGGAUGGGGCGCUUUAGCGGAAGUGCUAAUCCUCACUGGGUUAUGCCACCUCUCGGAGAUGCCUCCCCAGGUGAGCAAAGCCAAGUGUUGCUGAACUCAUUUUUGAGAAGACUGCACAGCGUGGUGCCAUCUUUACAGGUGCACGGCAUAUCGUCUGUACUGCGAUGUGUUAAGAAGUUGGUGAUGGGGGUGGCGAGGGAAGGCGAACUGGGUGGGAGAACACUCGAUGGGGUUAAGCGGUUAGACCACGUGGAGACCAUUCACCAGGGGAAGAAUCACCCCUGUGAGUCCCCCACACAAGGAGAAGCCAACCGGAAUGGCCACCAAAACAGGGAGUCAAUUUUGGAGCUAAUCACGCAAAUAAACUCCCGCCUUAGAAAUACCUUUUACGAAAAAAUGGCCCAGGCGAAUACACAGCAGCUUUGCAACAUUUUAGAAGACUUGCAAUUUUUUAACCUCAUCGAUAAUGACUGUUACUAUGAUGUGUUGUGCAGAUUAAAAGGGUCCAUACAACGAGGGAAGGAACUGAAGGAUAUGGACUAUGUGAAUGUCCUAAACACUAUCAAGAGUAGGAAUAUAAAGCACCACGAUUUGUUGCCCUUUUGUUAUUUUUCAUUUCUGUUUGACUCGCUGAAGGUGGAGGACUUUUCUCAUUUUCACUACGACCGUGUGGCUGAGCUAGCCAAAAUUAUUUUUUAUUUUAAAAAGGUUUAUCAUGUGAACUUUUGCAUGAACAAGAUGGAAUUAUUUUUGGAUAAGAACGACACCAACUUGAUCGAGUCCACCUCCACGAUGAUUUAUUUGUUGGACGAGUUUUGCACAAUUGGUAAAAGCUCUGCAGUGAGGGGGUCCUUGAGGGGGAAGUUGUUUUCCUGCGUUGUGCAUCGCGUCUUUGGUGGGGGUAGCGGCGUGAACGGCGGUGCUAAGAACCUGCAAGGAGGAAGCACCCUAACCCUGGAGGAGUCGCUCCUCCUGACCAAAGCAGCGGAAGGGCUUGUUAGCCGCAAAAAGGAGGACUACCCCAGCAUCGCUAACCAAGUGAGAAGGAGAAGCUUCUUCCUAAUCAACUGUGAUGAGGAAGUUUCUAUCCCAUUUGAACACCUCGAUAGGUACGUCCAAAAUGUGCUGUACAAGAUUUCUCUUCUAGGCAAGGUUAGAUAUAGAGAUGCCCCCCUUUUUCUGCACCUGCUGAAGUGCUGCCUGCUCUGCUCAGUGCACUUCUCCCUUAAGGACAUUUUGCUCCUCCUGAGGGGGCUGUACCACUGCCUUUACUUUUUUACGAAGGAGAAUUACGUCCUUUUGGAGAAUGUGCUGAAUUAUUUGAGCGCCCUGACGGUGCUGCAGUGUCGGUUGGUGGGCAGGAGGAAGGAGCGCGCGCGUUAUCGCGCAGAUGUGGAAAAAAUUAUGAACCGUUCAGGGGUGGACAAAAUUAUGAACCGUUCAGGGGAGGACAAAAUUAUGAACCGUUCAGGGGCGGACAGACUUCUGAACUGCUCAGACGCGGACCAACUUCUGAACCGCUCAGGCAGCUUGCUCAGCAGUGAAAAUGCCACGGGGGGGAUGGUUGACCAAAUGGGGUGCAGCGAGUUGAGCGAGGCGUACAGGAAGAUCGAGCGGGUGCUGGAGACGAACUGGGCAUACCUGAGUGGGGGAGGCGACGAGGGGGUAGACGCUUCAGAUAAGGUUGCUACCCUAGAGGAGGAGGUUAACUCUUCAGGUAGGGUUGUUACCCUAGAGGAGGGGGGCAUCCUCUCCAACAGCAGGCGAACAAAAAUAUGCCCAGGAGAUUGCUGCACCUUGUUGUACUAUUUGCAGAGGUUAGGUUACGUGAACAAGGGGGUCGUUCGAGUGGUCCUGUCCAACCUGUAUGACCAUGUGCAUGCGUUGAAGAGCGAGCAGAUUCUUAAGCUGGUCAGGGGGCUCAGCAUUAUCCGCAACGUAGACACGGAGUUCAGCUCCUUCAAUUCGGUUUUUAAAAGGAUUUUACUUCGGUUUGUGGGGUCUCACCGGGGGGGGGCAGAAGUGACGAGGGCAGAAGCGAAGAGGGCAGAAGUGAAGACCGAAGAAGUGAACACCGCUGAGCUGAAGACGGACGAACCGAUCAAGCUGCUGUACCUAGUGAGCAAGCUCUCCAUAAAGGUGGACCACAGGAAUGCCCUCAUAAGGAAAUACCUGCUGGUUUUCCUGGAGCGUCAGUUGGGGGAGGGCUCCAUGGGCGUUCCUCAGCUGGAGCUCUUGAUGAGGAGCUUUAAAAAUAUGUACCCCUACCGGUACGUGUGUUUGUUGGAGUGCUGCUUGAGAGCGGUCAGCCAGGCGCUCCGGGGGGGGGUACCAACCGAACAGCAGCGCAGCAGAUCACGCGAAUCGUCGUGCAACCGAUUGGGUGGCGAAUCAGUUGAAGGAGCGGCGCGACCCCCAUUGUCACUGCCCUUGCCGCUCCCCUUCCUGAAGAGCUACUUCUCCGUCGUGCCGCUGCUAAUCAACCCAGCCACCAACAUCCACUGCGGCGUGAACGACCUGUACAUGCGCACAAGUCGGGAGCUCCUCGACCAGCUGUACGAGCAGAUCAAAGCUGACGCAAAACUCAAAGAGGAGUUCAUCCCCGUGCUGGUAACUUUUGUAAAUCUCUCCUUCCGGGACAUCCCCUUUGUGGAGAGGUACCCCAACUUGAUGAUCGGCAUUUUCCAGAUGAAGCAGUUGAUUCCUCCGGAGCAGUUUUUCUUUUUUCUGUUGAAUGUGAAAUUUUUUGGGACGCAGAAGGGUCACGCCGAGGUGGACUCGCUGCUGCAAAACGUGGGCAGCCUUGUGGAGGCCCACCUGGGGGAGUCGCUACAAUGGGAAGGGGGGAAAUCAUCACCAUUAAUAGGGGCACCCCCCCCUCCACACGACUUCACCUUUGACAGGAAGAAGCUCGUCCUCCUGGACACGGAAGAUGAUAACGAGAUGGAGAUCAUCUCUCGGGAGUACAACCAUAUAGACCCCGCCGAGGUGCACACACGAGGGGAACGACCGACGGAGAAAAGAAGUCCUCAUCGUUCGGACUGCCACGAGCAUGAGGACCCCUCCAAGGAACGCAGCAAGCGAAGCAAGGCAGCCCACCACGAAUUUGAAAUCAUUUUGAAGAAAUAUGCCUACUGUCAAAACAGCCAGAAGGACAAAAUAGAAAUUACGAAGAACGUACGGAUGUUUUCCCAAAAUGUUAAAUAUGUGGACUUGAAAAAGAAAAUUAUUUUUGAAUUUUUGGAAGAGGAGAAUUAUUUUAAAGAAGUGGAUGAUGCCUCCAUCGAGGUUUUACCGUUUGUUUAUUUGCGUUUAUUUUUUUGGAGGAAAUUAAAUUACAGCUUAGUGAUUAUGCCCUUUUACGAGUGGCACAUGUGUUAUGGCCGCCUUGAGAGGGUCAAGGCCAUUUUUCAGAAGCUGCUAAACGUGGCCCGCGACGCCGAUUCGUACUUGCUCGAGACGGGGAAGUCUCGCGCGUUUGCUUCCGUCGGGCGAUACGAGUGA